AAGUCGGGUUCUGAUAGCAAACAGUAUUAAGAAGAAAGCAGUUUCCUUUUGCCUGAAUCUGUUGGAAAGAGCAAGAUUUCAUCUCAUCCUCUCCUUUCUACGCUGCUAAGUUCAUUGAGUGCUUUUGCACUUUGAACUCAGUUUGCUGCAUUUGAAGUAAGCUAAGGACAAAGAGGGAAAGUUGGGGAAGAAAAAAACUGGGAUGUUUUUAAAGCAAUAGGGAAAAAACAGGGAGGCAGAGGAUUCCUCAUCAUUCCACAUUGAAACACAUGUUCUUCAUAGAAAAGAGGGGAAAGAGUUGGCUCUGCCUUGAGCAUUGAGUGAGCAUGGCAGUGAGGAAGGGGCUGAACAUUCCCCACUUCCCAGAUGUAACUUGCAGAGGGCUUUGUGGCUUUUUCUUGGCAGAUGAGGGAGGUGUAUGGCCCAGUGUUUACGGUGUACCUGGGGCUGCGUCCGGUUGUCAUCUUGUGUGGCUACACAGCAGUGAAGGAGGCCUUGGUGGACCAGGCGGAGGAGUUCGGUGGACGCGGGCAGCUGCCAGCCUUCUCCAAGGACUUCCAUGAGCAUGGGGUUGUAUUUUCCAAUGGAGAGCGAUGGAGGCAGCUCCGCCGGUUCACUCUCAGCACCUUAAGGAACUUUGGGAUGGGGAAACGAUCCAUUGAAGAGCGAAUCCAGGAGGAGGCCCAGUGCUUGGUGCAGGAACUCCACAAAACUCAUGGUAAGCAUAGGCUCAAGUUUCCCCUCUCCCUCAAGCAAUCUGGUAAAUAUUUCUUGGUAGCUCCCAUGCUGGUUGAUCCACCUGAAGGCUUUUAAUAUAGGUUUUGA
This is a messenger RNA of Sceloporus undulatus (fence lizard), 825 nucleotides long. Its product is annotated as cytochrome P450 2B4-like. The transcript has 2 exons. Gene Ontology annotation, biological process: xenobiotic metabolic process. Bases 406 to 813 code for a protein of 135 amino acids. NCBI's taxonomy places the organism in Eukaryota, Metazoa, Chordata, Lepidosauria, Squamata, Phrynosomatidae. Gene Ontology annotation, molecular function: iron ion binding; oxidoreductase activity, acting on paired donors, with incorporation or reduction of molecular oxygen, reduced flavin or flavoprotein as one donor, and incorporation of one atom of oxygen; heme binding. The record is from RefSeq and is a predicted model, not a curated record. Gene Ontology annotation, cellular component: cytoplasm; intracellular membrane-bounded organelle.